This is a messenger RNA of Peronospora matthiolae, 1197 nucleotides long. The record is from the annotation of a GenBank genome assembly. Lineage: Eukaryota; Oomycota; Peronosporomycetes; Peronosporales; Peronosporaceae.
AUGGCGAUUCUCAACCCGGACUCAGAGUCUCCUACCAAACAAGUAGCAGACAGUGAAGCCAAGCAGCGCCAACUCGCGGAAGCGGGCUACAAGCACGUCGAGGGCUGUCCCGCCCCGCCGCCAUUAGAGCUGCCGCACUUUUCGCUGCGGGAACUUCGGGCCGCGACGCCCGACCACUGUUUCGAGCGCUCGUUCACGACGUCCAUGUACCACUUGGCGAAGAACUUGCUCACGUGCGGCGCGCUCUUGUACGUAGCCACUCGCUUGGACGACCUUGGAGCCAUUGCGUACCUGCUCUGGCCCGUCUAUUGGUUCCUUCAAGGCACUUACCUCACGGGGGUUUGGGUGAUUGCCCACGACUGCGGCCACCAAUCAUUUUGCUCGAAUGAAACCGUCAACAACUUGGUUGGACUCGUGCUCCACUCGGCGCUGCUCGUGCCGUACCACAGCUGGCGCAUUUCGCACCGCAAACACCACGCCAAUACUGGCAGCUGCGAGAAUGACGAGGUGUUUGUCCCCGUGACGCGCUCGGUCAUCGAGAGCUCGUGGAACGAAGUGCUGGAAGAUUCGCCGCUGUACCAGCUCUACCGCGUCGCGUUCAUGCUCGCGGUGGGGUGGAUGCCGGGGUACCUCUGUUUCAAUGCAACGGGACCGAGCAAAUACUGGGGCAAGGCGCGUAGCCACUUUAACCCGUACUCGAUGAUCUACGCUGACCGCGAGCGGUGGUUGAUCGUGCUCAGCGACGUCUCCCUCGUGCUCGUGCUCGCUGGACUUGCUGGGCUCGUACACACGUUGUCGCUUGACACGAUGGCCAAGCUCUACUUUGCGCCCUACAUAGUCGUGAAUUUCUACCUCGUGCUCAUCACGUUCCUGCAGCACACGGACACGUACGUCCCGCACUUUCGCGAGGGCGAGUGGACCUGGCUGCGCGGUGCCUUGUGCACUGUCGAUCGCUCGUUUGGCCCGUAUUUGGACUCGAUGCUUCACCAUAUUGUGGACACGCACGUGGUCCAUCACAUCUUCUCCAAGAUACCGUUCUAUCAUUGCGAGGAGGCCGCGAAGGCCAUAAAGCCUGUGCUGGGCAAGUUCCAUCUGGUAGAUACGACACCUUUCCCGUUGGCGAUGUGGAGGUCAUACAAACACUGCAAGUUUGUCGAGGACGAUGGCAAGAUUGUCUUUUACAAGAAUAAGCUUUAA